GGUGGCUUCUGUCUCUUUCUCUCUCUCUCUCUCUCAGGCCUCAAAGAGAGCCUGUGGUUGUGUUUAUAAAUAGUAAUAGAGAUUGGGUUGCGGCUUCAUUCAGAGAGACGAGUUUGGAACGGAAGUGAUUCACAGGCAGCAUCCAAUUUCACGAAUUUUCUACUUUGGGGAGAAAGAGAGGGAGCUGAGAAACUGAGGAAAAGAUGGAUAACGACUGUGAUAAAACUUCCUGGAUUGCUGACAAAAAUUUACCUGUCCCACCUCCAUUACUUGGUCUGGUGACAACCAGCUGUCCUCAAAAGGGAUUAGUCAUGAAGAGAUCAUCACUCAGAGGACAGAGUUGUGUCUCUACAGCUAUGAGGAAUUCAUGGGACCGCCUCUUUGACGAAGCUUAUAGAGCAGAUGUUUCAAUUAAUACAGCUAGUGGUGAAGUCAUCUACGCACAUGCUAGCAUUCUGGGCAUAGCUUCCCCGGUAUUGAAAAGCAUGUUAAAGCAAUCAAGACGCCGUGGUCAUCGGCGAUCAAUCUCAAUAUGGGGGGUUCCACACGAGGCUGUUCGAGUUUUCAUUCGAUUCUUGUAUUCUUCCUGCUACGAACAACAAGAAAUGGUGGAACACGCCUUGCAUUUAUUGGUGUUAUCACAUGUAUUUGUGGUGCCACAGUUAAAGCGAUUAUCAGAAUGGCAGAUGGAGCAAGGAUUACUCACCAUAGAGAACGUAAUUGACGUCUUGCAGCUUGCACUACUUUGUGAUGCCCCGCGGCUUAGCCUCAUUUGUCACCGUCUGAUAUUGAAAAGCUUCAAGGCUGUUUCUGCCACCGAAGGAUGGAAAAUAAUGAAGGAGAGCCACCCAGUGUUGGAAAAGGAACUUCUGGAAUCUGUUAUUGAAGAGGAUACCAGGCAGAAAGAGAGGGUGAGAAAGGUGAAUGAGAGAAAGAUGUAUCUGCAAUUAUAUGAGGCAAUGGAAGCUCUUGUUCAUAUAUGCAGAGAUGGUUGUCGCACCAUCGGUCCACACGACAAGCUUCUAAAAGAGAAUCAGGCGCCUUGCGACUAUGAGGCUUGUAAGGGCCUAGAAUUGCUUGUUCGUCACUUUGCUGGAUGCAAAAUGAGAGUCUCCGGUGACUGCAUCCAUUGCAAGAGAAUGUGGCAGGUCUUGGAAUUACACUCUCGUCUCUGCGCUGAUUCAAAUGUUUGUAGGGUUCCUUUAUGCAGAAAGUUUAAGCUGAGGAUAAACAAACAGAGCAAGAAGGAUGAUAUUAAGUGGAGAAUACUGGUGAGAAAGAUCUUGAGAACAAAGAGUAUUUCAGGAGCUCCUUUCUUUUCAUUGGUCUCAACAUGAAAGCAAAGCUGGUACAUCUGUUGUAAUUCAUAACACAAAAAUCUUCCUAAUGUACUGGUAUGAUAAAUAAUAUUUCAAAGAUUACCAAUCAAAAAAAUAAUGUCUCAA
Ilex paraguariensis (yerba mate) is the source of this 1445-nucleotide messenger RNA. NCBI's taxonomy places the organism in Eukaryota, Viridiplantae, Streptophyta, Magnoliopsida, Aquifoliales, Aquifoliaceae. The record is from the annotation of a GenBank genome assembly.